This is a messenger RNA of Saccostrea cuccullata (small rock oyster), 2359 nucleotides long. RefSeq lists its product as uncharacterized. The coding region runs from base 27 to 2243 and encodes 738 amino acids. Lineage: Eukaryota; Metazoa; Mollusca; Bivalvia; Ostreida; Ostreidae. The transcript has 6 exons. The record is from RefSeq and is a predicted model, not a curated record.
CUGUAAAUAUCCAUCCUGAAACGUUUAUGGCAUACAUGAAAAAUGGGAAGACAACAGUUCGUCAUGCACGAGGGAUCGUUGUUGGUUGUGCUGGAGCUGGGAAAACAACACUUCUGUACAGACUGAUGGGGAAAAGUCUCGAUGAAAUCAAAGAAAUAAAAUCCACUAGGGGUCUCCAUGUCUACGAACACAUAUUUUCUGUGAAAAACGGAGAUUUAACAGCUACGGACGAUGAGUUCUUAAGGAAACCAUUGAUCAGAAUUCCAGCAUCUGAAAUUCAACAGAAGGGAUCAAGCCCCAAUGACGACUCAGUGAAUGUAGAAAUGGGGAUAGAAACUGAAAACAGUUCUAGCUUGGAAAACAAUAAGGUUGAUCAGAGUACUGGAAAAGAAUUAAAUGUAAGACAGAAUACUGAACCGGGUUCACAGAAAAAUGAACCAGAUGAUCUACAACCUACAGAGAAUAAAAGAAGAAAAAUGCAUGCCGGAGAAAAUGACGGUAUUGAUGAACAAUUGGCAAGGGAUGUAAUGAAAAAAAUAUUGGAUGCCAAGGAAAAUGAAAUAAGUGUCAGCAUGAUUGACUUUGCUGGACAAUUUGCUUAUUAUGCUUGUCAUCAGAUCUAUAUGAGAUCAGAAGCAUUCUACGUACUAGUGUUAGAUAUGAGUAAAGAUUUCGAAAACUUUGUUUGUUGUGAAAGAGAUGAAUGCCGGGGCUCCAUCUUCUCUACUUGGACAUAUAAAGAUUAUCUUGACUUCUGGCUUGACUCCAUAAAAUCGUUUAGUGGACCUUCUGCACAAGUUUUUGCGGUGGCUACGCAUACAGAGGGCAGGACGGGAGAGGAAAUAGACUCCUUUUGGGAGACUCUUUGGACAAUAAUAACAGAAGAUGAUAAGACCAGGCUUUAUGACAGGGACUUUGCAUUAGGACUAAUAGAGAUGAAUGAGGAAGCAAAGCAUGUUCUGCAAAGUUUAAAAAAAUCAAUUUCUGAAGUAGUUUCACAAGGCAUGGAUACGAAGAUAGAAGUUCCAUCAGCAUGGGCUCUUCUUGAACAUCUCUUGCAAAAAACAGAAAAGCCAAUCUUGUCUAUUAGUGACAUCAACAGAGAGAAUAUGAAACUUCCGGAAGAAUAUCAGUUGAAAAACCAAGAGGAACUAAUUGAUUUUCUGUCUUUUUUCCAUGGACACGGGUUUUUACUCUUUUUUAAGGAGGAGGGACUGAAAACACAUGCAGUUCUAGGCAUACAGUGGUUUUCUAACGCAUUCAGUAAACUUAUUGCUGACAAGGAGCACAUUAAUAGAGAGUGUAAACGAAGAUAUAUUGAAGACUGGAACCGUUUCAAUGCCACAGGAAAUCUGAGUAAUUUACUGGUAGAUGCUCUAUGGAAAGAAGAAUCGUCAUUUAUAGAACACAAGACACUACUUAUGUCAUACAUGGAGAGAUUACGGAUGUUAGUCAGCAUAAAAGGCAAAUUCUCCUGGUAUGUCCCCUGCAUGAAUCAAAAGCCUUUCACACACGACGUCUUUAAACAAACAAUGGAGAAGUCGUCCAUUCUUUGUUUUCGAUUCACUUCCUUUGCCAUGUUCGUAUACUACAGGCUUAUUGCAUAUUGCAUGAGUUUCCUGAAGUGGAAAGUGCAGCUCGAUAAGGACAAAAGUCAAUGUCUAUAUCACUCAGCAGCGAUAUUCGAAACCGAAAAUCACACAGUUAUCGUUGGUAUAAUCGAUAACGAUAUCCAGGUGCAGGUGCUGCGGAUUAAUGAUCCACAACUUAAGGUUUCCUGGAAAACUGGAAAAUCCAUUCAAACUGCCUUAACAGAAUUGACAGCAACAUUUAAUGAGAAGAAAACCUUUCAAAAAGGUUAUAAAUGCCUUAAUCUUUUCUGCAGUGAAAAGGAUCAAACUUUUAUUCCUGAGGAUGAAAUUUCUGGAAGUCAAUGCAAUUGUCCUAUUGGGAGAGGAAAACAUAAGAUUGAUGUUCAAUGGACAUUGGGAUUUUGGAAAGAUAUUGACAAAGGGUUGCCCACUCAAGGUGACAAGGCACAAGGAAGUACAACUGGCGAUGAUAAAACUCUUCGACGAGGUCGUAAGAGGAAGAGGAAGAAGGAGAAAACUGUAGUUAGCAUAAAUGUAAAAAACAUCACAACAACCUCAGGAAUGGUAACCUUUGGAAACUGCGACAAUACAUCAGUUAAACAGAACCAGGGCUCUUCAGCUAAAAGGAAGAAAUAUAAAAGGACCACAUGAGAAUUAUUCAUUCCAAGGACCUACCAAGAAUACCUGAUAAGGAGAGAAAACAUACCAUUUUUGCAUUUUGUGUAAAUGUAAUAUGCAUUUUUGUUCAAGCCCAUUGUAUUAUUUUU